Messenger RNA from Aspergillus ochraceoroseus IBT 24754, 519 nucleotides. RefSeq lists its product as uncharacterized. The record is from RefSeq and is a predicted model, not a curated record. The coding region runs from base 1 to 519 and encodes 172 amino acids. The transcript is spliced from 2 exons. Lineage: Eukaryota; Fungi; Ascomycota; Eurotiomycetes; Eurotiales; Aspergillaceae.
AUGGCUUCUCCAGAGCGGCAAAUUACCGCGCCCAACAUGGUCUGCUCACAUCCCCCGAGAAAGGAUAUAGCUACCAUGAGAGUAGCCCAUGUUCCCACGGAUGCCACUACCGGAACUUGGCAGCGCAAGCUCAACGAAAUGACGAAAUGGGAGAGCAUAGCAAAGGAGAGCCACAGCGACUCAAAAGCCAGCCCUGCACGGACCCGCGGCCUGGGCGAGGAAACGGAUCUGGAUGUGGUGAAGCUGUAUAUGGGCCAGGAGUUUGGAAUACAGGACAUGUUACUUCACGGCCACCGUAGGCAGAACAUUGCACCGCAGGGGCCUGAAUCUCUAGAUGCAAGAAUACAGGAUAAUUUUAGCAAGGGGAGAAUUAGGCGAGGAAUCAUCACCACCACGGCGACCUCCGACAAUAAUCACGAUAUAGUUAAUGAUUUGCAUUAUUAUGUCCUCCGUAAUCGUAUAGAUGGCUGGAGGGGUGGAUUGGCUUUUUGCGCCGAAUCGUUCUUCGGAGAGGUCUAG